Molecule: messenger RNA, 1743 nt
Organism: Musa acuminata subsp. malaccensis (wild Malaysian banana)
Lineage: Eukaryota; Viridiplantae; Streptophyta; Magnoliopsida; Zingiberales; Musaceae
Source: RefSeq, a predicted model, not a curated record
UGAGAUAAAGGUCAGGGGGGGGUAAAGUGAAACUUUCCAUAUAAAAUGUAAGUCCUGCGCGCCCUCUUGUAUCAAAGCCACCCACAUCGUUUGAAUUAAUUUCGUGGAACAUUAAGAACCCUAGUUUUUCCUCCCAAAGAAAUCACGGCCCCAACGCUUUCGACCGGACUCCGAACCCUGUAUCCAUCCCUAAUCUUUGUUCCUUGCGCCUGGGUCUCCAUGGAUCCCGGCGAGGGGAGGGAGCUCCCGAGCGCCGGCGAGCUCGACGAGGAAACGAUCGCGAGGAAGAAGUCCCGCCGGGUGAGCUUUGCCGACAUCACUGCUAUCCAUGUCUUCGACCGCGACGACGACUACGAGACUCCGCCGGACUCGAGGCAGGUCUCCGCCGAUGGAGGCGCGGACGUGGAGGCGGUAGGGUUCCACGAGGGUGUCCCUGACGGCGACGGUUCCAAGGGGUCGCUCCGUGGGCGGGAGGAUGAAGACGAUGACGAGAACGAGGAGGACGAUGAGGACGACGGCGAACAGGAGCGGUUGGUGUACGACCUAAAGCCCACCGAUUACUUGGACCAGCUGUGCUCGAUGGGCUACAACUCGACUCAGCUUGCCCACUUCACCGACCCGCCCUACGCUUGCCCUAAGCAGAAGAUCGAGGAGCACAACCUGAACUACCCCGUGAUAGCCUCCGCUAUCCUCCUCUCGGCUGCCGGCCGGACAGCGGAAAAGCUGAGCCUCCCGGCGCUGCAGUCCAAGAUGAAGUGCGACCCCGAGGGGUACGAGGCGGAGCUCCAACUCCUCUACCGCCACUUCGAGUCCUCUCUCCACCUCUUCCGCUGCCAGUCCGCCCUUAGGCCCUCCUCCGACCUCUCCCUGGCCAAGGAUCUCGGGGACUUGGUCAUGUUCAUGGCCCAUGUCACCCCUUUCUAUCCGGAUAAGCUUGCAAACUUCCCCCAACAGGUGGCUGACCUCCUCCGUGUCGAUUCCUGCGCCCUUCCGUCAUCGUUGAGGUGUCAUCUUGUGCAAGCCCUGAUCCUCCUCGUCAAUAGAAAGAUCAUUGAUAUUGAAGAAACUCUUGAAUUGUUUAUGGACCUUCAGAUUCUUGGUGACCGGACCUUAAGAAAACUGGCCUUUUCGCAUGUCGUACAUAACAUUCGACGCAUGAACCAGAAACACAAGAACGAAGCCAAGAAUCGCAAACUGCAGAAUACUCUUUUUUUUAUGCUGCAGGGGGCGGAGGAACAGAGGGCCAAAAGGUCGCUUGUUAUUCUUUGUGAUCUGCAUAGACGGAGGGUGUGGUUUGAUGAUCGUACAGCUAAUGCCAUUUGCACUGCCUGUUUCCAUUCGUCUUCAAGGAUUAUGAUAUCUACUCUCUCAUUUCUUCUUGGUUAUGAACAAAUUGAAGAGGAGGAUGACUGUGAAGCCUCAAGCAGUGAAGACGAUACAACUAGUCAACAGCCUAUUACUCUUAGCCGAGAAGCUAUUUACAAGGCAAAUCAUAAAGGUACGGUUGCCAGCAAGAAAAAAAAGAAGGCAAAGUUGCAGCGUGUGAUACGCAACAUGAAAAGGCAGCAGCGAAUAACAUCACAAAGUAACAGCUCCGGUUACUAUUCACCUCUUACUCAUUUAAAAGAUGCACAGGGUUUCGCUGAGAAACUGUUCUCUCGCCUUCAAAGAUGCAAUGAACGCUUUGAGGAUAGGAUGAUGAUGUUGAAAGUAAUAGCCAGAACUGUUGGAUUGCACCGUCUU